UUUGCUUUUCUUCCUUCUCCCAAAAUAAUCUUUCACCAUUGUUUUUUGUUUUCCUUCUAAUUUUAAAAUAUAUUUCUAAUAAUUUUCUCGCAGAUUUUCAUCCGUAUCGAGGUUAGGGACUUGGUGUUUCAUUCUUGCCCCACAUCCUGAGUUUGACCUUGAGCAUUAACACUAACUAGUAUGCCAGUUUUUGAACAGUAACCCAUCUAUAUCUGAAGAAUGCAGCACCAUCAUCUUCAGUUAUAUUUCCCUUCUUAAUUCUCCAGGCUUUUAUCAAUGUGUUGGCUUAGCUGCAAAAGGGGAGCUUUGUUGAUCGGAAACUGAAGGAAAGAUUUCUAUGUCUUAUUAAAAUCAUGAGCACUCACGUAGUGUUAUAAGUUGGCCUUCAUACAAAGAGCAAGUAAAUGGUUGACUUUUCUUCUAGAAUAUAACUUGGAAGGGAUUUGGUUAUGGGGCAUAGACACAUAAUUGACACCUCCCAAAUGUUUGAGGGUGAAAAUGAGCAGGGCUGGAAUCAUAUGCAUUCGGACCAACCUUAUGCAAAUCUUGUGAGGGCAAGUACUACAGAACAUGGCUCCUUCUGUCCUGUGGAAAAUAUGUCUGUCGAUGCAGUGCAUGUUUCUCCUCAUUGGAAUCCUGUCCCUAGGUCCAGUGGUUAUGCUACGUCAAGCCACCAUGUUGAAGCUCCGCAAUCUGAUGCUUCAGGCCCAUCCCAUGAUCUUAUUCUGCAUCCAUCAGCCCCCGGAGCAUUUGGUGCAACCCCUGAUAACUAUAUGCGUCAUGCUUUUUCUUCCAAUUAUGAUAGGCAUUCUCUCCAUGGAAUUGAGGGUGGUUUUGUUGAUCUAACAAUGGGUGGUGGUAGAGGGCCUCACAAGCGCAAAAGCCCUGGAGUCCCGUCAUUCUGUGAAAGGGGCAGUUCAAGCAGAUAUGUUGGAGCUGGAAGUUCAUCUGAUCUUCCUCUAUCAUCCGACUUAUGGCAAGAAAAACCUAAUGAAGAUCCUCAGCAAAUGCACUUGGAUCAUGUUGCCAUGCUCCCGAGUUAUAGAGGCAAUAGCCUUUCAAUUAGGGGUGAAGGUUCUAUGAGGAAUGUGAGAAGCCGUCCAGCACUUAAUCUUGAAUCCAACCAAGUUAGGAACCAUUUAUCAAGCAAUCCUUCUUACACUAACUAUUCUACUAGCCAACCAGUUGACCGCUCUAGCUCAGUGGAUCUCGCUGGUCAAAGCUCUAAUGCUUUGUCAAGGGAAUGGGAAUGGGGCCAUUUGAGAAUGUCUCCUAUUCAUGGAAGUAUUCAAGCUUCGGAUCCAGGUGUUUUUAAUCAUGAGACAAACCACUUUCUCGGUGGUAGCAGUGCUAUGAAUUCUUCUGUAGAGGUUGAGGGGCUUCAGCAUGAUUUCAUUUCGGGUAGAAAUCCCAUUCUUCCUCAGAGUUUCCAUGGCAGCUCAACACAAUCUGUAAGGGGUAUUCGCACAAACUAUUCUCAUAGAUCUACCCCAGCUUUUAGGGCUUCUUCCAGCAGUGUGCAAUUAGGACAUGCGGGACCCCCAGAUGAGGGGAUUCAAAUUGUUGCUGGAAGUUAUUCCUCCAGACAUCCUCGACCAUUAUCAGCUAUAACAUGGCGUAAUAAUGACAGGAUUGGAAGGUCGAGGGUAUUUAAUGACAGAUAUCGACCUCCUGCUGAUGAUGCGGCUUUCCAUGAACGAUUCUCAUCUGAGGGUUUUAUGAUUGCGGACCACCCAGCCUUUUCCGGAUCUAGAAAUAUGUUCGACCAACAUAGAUAUAUGAGGCUAGACAUAGACAACAUGUCUUACGAGGAACUACUUGCAUUAGGGGAAAGGAUUGGGAGUGUUAACACAGGUUUGUCCGACGACUCGAUAUCCAAGUGCUUGACGGAAACAAUUUACUGUUCAGAUCAAAUCCAGGAUGAGAGCUCUUGUGUGAUCUGCCUGGAGGAAUACAAGGACUUGGAUGAAGUUGGGGCGUUAAAGACGUGUGGACAUGAUUACCAUGUUCCCUGUAUCAAGAAGUGGUUGUCAAUGAAGAAUACAUGUCCGAUCUGCAAAGGCGCGGCUAUGGCCGAGGAUAAGGAGAAAUAAUGACUUAUAUUAUGGUUUACCAUUCUUGUAUAUAUACAUAUAUAUAUAUAUAUAUAUCAUCAACAUCAUU
This is a messenger RNA of Hibiscus syriacus, 2163 nucleotides long. RefSeq names its product E3 ubiquitin-protein ligase MBR2-like. NCBI's taxonomy places the organism in Eukaryota, Viridiplantae, Streptophyta, Magnoliopsida, Malvales, Malvaceae. Gene Ontology annotation, molecular function: ubiquitin protein ligase activity. The transcript has 11 exons. The record is from RefSeq and is a predicted model, not a curated record. The coding region runs from base 450 to 2093 and encodes 547 amino acids.